AUGUCUUGUGAAGCUGUACGGAAGCGGGUGGUCGGCUCGAUUCCGCAUCCAGUUCUGAAUUAUUCGAUAGCUUUUGCAAAGGAUGUGCACAAGGCUUACGAAUUCCUGGAGCUCGGCCUGGCCGCCACCUACAGUCCCGAGAAUCACUACUGCUUCUCGAUCGACUCGAAGGCGGAUCGGGAAUUCAUUCAGCACUUCCGGAUGCUGGCCACCUGCCUACCGAAUGUGUAUUUAGCACCAGAGCGCCACAACAUGAACUCGGCGGGUGGUUUCGUGAAUCGGGCCCACCUCGACUGUCUCGAGAUUCUCAUCGAGCAGCCGAAUUGGGAAUACGCCGUUUUGCAACAAGUAAGUGACCUACGAUCUCGUGGCCCACUCGAACGAGGAGCUGAUGAACAUGUUCAAGGGAAUCGAAUAGAAUACUCGUUGAACUGGACGGUGGAGGAGUUGAAUUUCUUCCCGAAAAAUUUCUCCUUCGGCCCAGCGCCUAAACAAAAAAGCCGUAUCGACUUCGCCAAGGGCUAUGUCCAGGCCUCCCUCUCCCGGGCAGCAGUCCAUUGGAUGACGCGCGAGGUGAACUUGACGAAAUUCGUCGAGCAGCUCAACUUUUUGAAUCACAAGGGCUACGGCGUCGACGAGCAGUUCAUCGCGACGCUGAUCAACUCGGAUACGUUGGGGAUGCCGGGCGGGUUUCAUCACAGAUGUAUUAAGAAGGGGAUUCUGACGUUUAUGACGAGAUACACAAAAUGGAGCAAACCCUGCGGGACAAAUCGGAUGCGCGCCAAUCAGUGCGUCUGGGGCGUCGAGGAUUUGGUGGCGCUCAGGAACAUCUCCCGCCGUUUCGUCAUGGUCAACAAGUUCUUGCCCGAUUUCGAUUUUGCCGGCAUUUCGUGUAUGGCGGAAAGUAUCUGGAAUCGAACCCAUUAUGGUGCGGAUCCGAUUGAUGAGGAGAAGCUGGGAAAACAUGGAAUUAAAUACUACAACGAGGUGCUAAAACAGCAGCCAGGAUUCGACGCGGAAACGUUUGACUGCAAUGUGACGUUUCCGAAA
Messenger RNA from Mesorhabditis spiculigera, 1050 nucleotides. NCBI's taxonomy places the organism in Eukaryota, Metazoa, Nematoda, Chromadorea, Rhabditida, Rhabditidae. The record is from the annotation of a GenBank genome assembly.